Molecule: messenger RNA, 4928 nt
Organism: Sinocyclocheilus grahami
Lineage: Eukaryota; Metazoa; Chordata; Actinopteri; Cypriniformes; Cyprinidae
Product: copine-5-like
Exons: 21
Coding region: 247-1968 (573 amino acids)
Biological process (GO): cellular response to calcium ion
Cellular component (GO): plasma membrane
Molecular function (GO): calcium-dependent phospholipid binding
Source: RefSeq, a predicted model, not a curated record
UCGCGCACCUGUACUCUUCCUUGAGGUUUUCAUUUAGCAAACCAAACCCUUUAUGUAGUCUUCUUUUUGUUUUCUUGCAACAUUGCUGAUUUCUUAUUUUGAGCGCAUCACAAGGGCAUCCGCGGACUCCAGCACAGACGCUGAUUCUCUGUCACUCUGCUGAGCUGGGAGAUUUGAGUAAGCACCGCAGGACCCAGAACUGCAAAACUGUUUGAAGUAGAGAGCUUCCUCUUGUCCCGCGCGCCCAUGGAAGGCGACGUUAUGGAUAAACUAGAGGACAUGGCCUCAGUGUGCGAGUUCGACACUAUUACGGAGAAUAUUCCUGCCACCAAGGUGGAGAUCACCGUCUCGUGCAGAAACCUGCUAGAUCGAGACACGUUCUCCAAGUCUGAUCCUUUGUGUGUUCUGUACACUCAGGGAGUGGAGUCUAAGCAGUGGCGUGAGUCUGGGAGAACUGAAGUCAUCGACAACACUCUGAACCCAGACUUUGUGAGAAAGUACAUCCUGGACUAUUUCUUCGAGGAGAAGCAGAAUCUGCGCUUUGACAUAUAUGACAUUGACUCCAAAAGUCCUGAUCUAGCCAAACACCCCUCCGAAUUCAACGACUUCCUGGGUCAGACCUUCUGCACUCUGGGUGAGAUAGUGGGUUCACCAGGCAGUCAUCUGGAAAAGCCUUUGGGUGGCAUCCCUGGGAAGAAUUGUGGUACAAUUAUUCUCACUGCAGAGGAACUUGGAAACUGUCGGGACUGUGCAACAAUGCAGUUCUGUGCCAAUAAGCUGGAUAAGAAAGACUUCUUUGGCCGCUCUGACCCGUUCAUGGUGUUCUACAGAAGUAAUGAGGACGGAACGUUCACUAUCUGCCAUAAAACUGAGGUGGUAAAGAAUACGUUAAACCCCGUCUGGCAGCCUUUCACCAUUCCUGUCAGAGCGCUGUGCAAUGGAGAUUAUGACAGGUCAAUUAAAGUGGAGGUGUACGACUGGGACAGAGAUGGCAGUCAUGAUUUUAUCGGGGAGUUCACCACCAGCUACAGAGAGCUCUCUCGCGGCCAGAGUCAGUUCAACGUGUAUGAGGUGGUGAAUCCUAAAAAGAAACUUAAAAAGAGACGAUACAUCAACUCUGGCACAGUGACACUGCUUUCAUUCUUGGUGGAAGCCGAACACACGUUCCUGGACUACAUCAAAGCAGGCACUCAGAUCCAUUUCACAGUGGCCAUUGAUUUCACUGCGUCCAAUGGGAACCCUUCUCAGUCUACCUCCUUGCAUUACAUGAACCCCUAUCAGAUGAACGCGUACGCCAUGGCGUUGAAGGCCGUCGGCGAGAUCAUUCAGGACUACGACAGCGAUAAGAUGUUUCCUGCAUUGGGCUUUGGAGCCAAACUUCCUCCAGAUGGCCGGGUUUCCCAUGAAUUUCCCCUGAAUGGUAAUGUAGAUAACCCAUACUGCAAUGGGAUGGAGGGCAUCCUAGAGGCCUACCAUGAGAGUCUGAAGACUGUCCAGCUCUACGGACCCACCAAUUUUGCUCCUGUCAUCAACCAUGUAGCAAGGUAUGCUGCAGCAGUUCAAGACGGCUCACAGUACUUUGUGCUUCUCAUCAUCACAGACGGUGUGAUAUCAGAUAUGGCUCAGACUAAAGAAGCCAUCGUCAAUGCGGCAAAACUACCUAUGUCCAUCAUUAUUGUUGGAGUUGGCCAAGCUGAAUUUGAUGCCAUGGUAGAACUGGACGGCGACGAUGUAAGAAUAUCCUCCAGAGGAAAGCUGGCAGAGAGAGAUAUUGUACAGUUCGUACCAUUUAGAGACUACAUGGACAGGACGGGAAACCAUGUCCUGAGCAUGGCACGGCUUGCCAAGGAUGUCCUGGCCGAGAUCCCGGAUCAGUUAAUCUUAUAUAUGAAGUCAAGGGGCAUCAAGCCCAACCAGACACCACCAGACUACAGCCCACCUGGGUUCAGCCCAACCCCCACCGUAUGAGUUUAUCCAGCCUGCUAAAAGAAAACAGGCGAUGCUGUCACCACCAAUUUGGAUCUCAUUCAAAGCCAAUACAACUGAUUCAGUGUGAGGCAUCUAGGAAAGUGGAUGGUUUCAAUUCCCAGUUUUUGGAUCUAAUACACUGGGGAAAUUGAAAACUGUAUGUGUGUUCUGGAGUUUGAACUGUAAAGGACGGUUCUUAUUGGAUUGUGAGUUUGUUUCCCCCCUCAUAAUUUCUUUACAAAUUAGCCAACACUAUGAAAAUUUAUAGUUUGGAUCAGUCUCAUUCAGAUUCAUACGUCCAACUGUGCUGGAUAUAUGGAGAGUAUCUGUGCAAGCAAUGCAAUUUUCUGCUUAUUUAACAUCUCUAACAUUUCAACAUCUAAAAAACGGCAUGUGAGGACUGUGUGUUAUAUUAGGAAAAUCUUCCUCAUAUCCACCAGAGGAGGAAAAACAAGAGCAUCACUAGAAAAUGUGAUUUAAGAAAAUUGUGAAAUUGUAAGUGGUUGUUUGAAAUAUUAUACCCUGAAUGAGUAAUUUGUUUAGUGAAAUUGUUUGAUUUGUUUCUAGAAUUUGUAGAUGGUUUGUGUCAUGGUGGUUUUAUUUUUCCACCGGCUUUUGAGCAAAGUCUUUUUAGUACAAAGUAAUAUUUCCCAUUGCGGUUUCCUAUUCAUAGCUUUUUAGAGCUAUGAUAAACAAGAUUUUCUAUUCUUAAGCAUGAAAUCCAGGUAAAACCAAUUGUACAUUGCAUUAAUACAUUGUAUUAAAUGUAUUUACAUACUUCAGAUUAAAUCAGUUAAGAAAAAUCCAGUGUAAAAGUGAAAAGCACAAAUAUUUUCUUAAAGCUGUCAAAUUUGUAAAUGUUAAUCAGAGGUCACAAAUUCAGAUUCAUUACACUGUAAACAAACUGAAAUAUCAGGCACAAUCAGCCCUCAAGAACACCAAAUUUACUUUCCAGCACAGUUUAAUUUGUCCCGCCAAUUCCUUGCUCUGGAGCCGGUAUAUCUUGAUAUUGUACAGCAACUCCUCAGACGCAUGUUAGCUAUCAGGGGAAACACGAGAGAUUCCUCGCCACUCGCUGCUAAAGAUGAUUGGGGAUGAGGCAGCGUCUGCUGUUUUUCAUACAGCACUGUCUGACUCACCUGCAGCUGCCCGUGUCCAGCCUGAACCUUUGCCCUUUCAUUCCCUGGAUUCACCCUGGAGUUUAAAACACUUUUCUAUUCUUCACCAUGGCAGGAAUUAUUUUACUGGUUUCAGAAGAUGAAAGACACAUUGCAUGCAGCUGAAAUUGCAUUACCCGCAGCGCAAACAUAAUGCCAUUUUGUUUAAAUGUUCUAGCUUUGAAUCAUUUAUAGCAUUGGCAUACUGACCGGAUAAGCAUUGAACACAAUUAGUUUAAUAAACUUGCCUUACAUACAGUAAGUUUACAUUAAAGGUUAAUAGCAAGCAUAAAUUAGAAACAGUAUUUUAUAUGCAGUAUUAUUACUAAGGAAGCGCAUAUUGAUUUCCUUUCUAAUUUUACAACCAUUAGAGGCUUAAGACGUUCAGUUAAAUCUCAAAACAUUUACUCGUUUUGCAUACACAGCCUUGUAUACAGCCUCUUUUGUCUGAGGUUCAUUUUGAAAAUUAAUAAUAAUCACUAUUCUCAGACAAAUCUGUAUGUAUCAGUAAAUACUGACUGUCUUACUUUUUUUUUUGGACAGCAGGGCCGUUUAUACUUGUUCUUACUCAGUUUUGAUACAUUUUCUCCUUGUCCAGUACAUUUUGACAUCUCUGCUUGUUUGUCCCAAGUUGUACCAGUGUUUUGGUUUUACGACAUCUAUCUGUUAAUAUAAUGUAGAUUAUGAACUGUGAAGAUUAACUGCAGUUUUAUUUUUAAAUCUCCACUGGUCCUCAAACUACUAAUUUGUAAGGGAGCACAGAUGUUUACAAAAUGUGAUUGCCUCCUAUUUAACCCACUUUUACAACAUGAAUGAGAAUGUUCUUUCACAAAGAACAAUAAAUUUAGAAAAUCUGCUCCCGGAUUGCAAGACAAUGUGUUUAAACACACCUUUCUUUUACCCUGUGUUAUUAGCACACCUGGAGUUACUGAGAAUGGAGUGAUCCAUCAAUCAAUUAGGAGGUGACGAUUAAGCCUGGAAAGGGAGCAUUGGGUGAAAGGGUCUGUUUGAGAGAGUUAACAGGUGUAUUGAUUUUAAAGGCUUAUUUACUCUUCACUGGAUAUUGUUAAUGGCUAGUUAAUAACUAGUAGAUAAUAGUCCUUUUGUUGUUGAGAAGAGAGUCUUUUUUUGUUUUUAAAGUGUUUUUUUUUCAAGGGGCUUUCUAUUGCAUUCUGUUUCUCAAAUGUAAACCUGGAAAUUCUACUUGCAUAAACAUAACCUUUUUUAAUCCAAUUUAAUAUUUAUGAACGCAUUGCUGCUAGGUCGCUUGUAAAUCCAAAGAACAAAUUACAAGCAUCCUGAAACACAUGUAUAUCACGCUCCAGGGAAUGUUAAUGGGUUAAUUUUAUGGCUUGGUGUAAAUUUAUCAAAUACUGUUUUUCCCCCACUAUAAUAAAGGCAGUAAGUCAUAUAGUAGUGCACAAAAACAUUGCAAAGAGGUAAUAGUAGAAAAGGUGUAAAUUAUGUGUUAAAGAUAUGGCCCUUGUCCAGUGCCAGCGUUCCCUCUGUGAGAUAUGCAUGAUUGUGCCAAAAUGGCAGAUGGGUUCAGUGACAAACUGGCCUAUUGCUCUGUGUUUAGCCUCUGCUGCUCGCCUCAUAACUGACAUACAGAGCAUGACGCAUCCCAUCCUUGCUGGAUUCCUUUUCCUUCUCUCUUUUUCUCUUCUUCUUUACCUCUUUUUAUCUCAGUCGAUAUGCAUGGUGAGCUAUUUCCAAACCGAACAUAGAACAUUGCUGUUGUCAUUCCCGUGGUCUGUGAAAUUUGUAAUGAUUGCCUUAAAAAUUACAAUGAAUAAAACAAUG